AUUUACUUCUCUUUGAAUUCACAAAUACCCUCUUAGGUUUUUGUAUUUUUUAAAGUUUUAUUUCUUUGAAUACGAGCCCUGCUAGCAGCAAAAUUUCAUCAGAUAGUUGAUCUUCUGGCAAGUUCCGAGAUAAAAGCUCUCAAGUAGACGGUCAAAACGGGGGCAAAAGCUCUUCUUUACUAGUUAUGAGAGGCAAUCCCACAAUAAAGCGGGACUGAGGAGUAUUAAAAGAGUGGCUUUCUUUUUGAAGUAUUUUCUUUACUUUUGGGAGUAUUUUUCGUUUUUGAGGGGUGGUCAAUUUAAGAGCCAAGGGACCACAAGAAACUCCGGAGCAAGAAGUGGCACAGAUAGCACACACUGCUCAAAUUUAUGAUACUGAACACAUAUGGAUGUAUUCAGUAACCUAAAUGGAUCUUUUUCUUGGUUCAUAAAAAAUUAGAUGGCUAAGCAACUCUCAUUUGCUCUCAAGCAGUGUGUGAACUCAAAGUUCACUCCAUUGGCCAAGAUGGUUCAUGCCCAUGCUCUUAAACUAGGCAAUCUAUCAGACGUACAUCUGUGCACGCAUGUACUGAAUGCUUACUGCAGGUGUGCGGUUAUGCUUGAUGCAUGCCAACUGUUCGACGAAAUCUCUGUUGAGGAUGAGCAACACCUAUUGUUGGAUGUUGUAUGCUGGAAUUCAAUUAUAUCCGGCUGUGUUCAGAAUAGAAUGGAGGAAGAGGCCUUCUGCCGUUUCAAACACAUGCAGUUCUACCAUUCUCGUUAUAGCAGCAGCGGUAAUUUGGAGGACUUGCGUCCUGACUCCUAUACACUCUCAAGUCUAUUGUCCUCCAAUUACUGUCUACAGAGAAGCAUCAGCCCUGGUGAACAGCUUCAUGGAUAUGCCAUCAAGACUGCCAUUCUCUCGAGCCUUUCUGUAGGGAAUGCUCUGAUAACCCUGUAUGCCAGAUGGGUUAGGCUUAAAGAAUCAAGGCUGGUUUUCAAAUCUAUGCCAGAGCUAAAUAUUGUAUCAUGGACUGCAUUGGUAUCAGGCCAUGCUCAACUGGAAGGUCAAGAAGAAGAGGCUCUUAGGAUGUUUGUUAUUAUGAUGAGAGAAGGGGAGCAGCAGCCAAAUCAAUUCACACUUGCCUCAAUUUUCAGUGCAUGUGCAAGAUUGGCUUCCCUCUCUCAGGGGGUGCCAUUUAUCGCAGUUGCCCUGAAGUUGGGCCUUCUUUCUGACAUCCAUAUCCAGAAUUCACUUGUAGGGUUCAACUCAGAGUGUGGAUCCAUGGAAGAAGCUGAGGCUGUAUUCAAUGGCAUAACUAAUCCUGAUCUUGUAUCUUGGAACUCUCUCCUUAAAGGUUACUCCCACCAAGGGACAGCUGAAAAAGCACUCAAAGUUUUUAAGGAGAUGAGCAUGAGAGGUGCGAUCCCAGACACUAUCACUUUCCUCUCCGUCCUGUCUGCAUGCAGCCACACAGGGAUGGUGUCAGUAGGUCUAAGCCUCUUCAGAAGCAUGAAGGAAGACUAUGGGAUUGAGCCAGAGGCAGAGCAUGUUUCUUGCAUUGUUGACCUGUUGGGACGUGCUGGUCAGCUUCAACAUGCAGAAGAGCUUAUCAGGGGUAACCAACAAAAACUUGGUCCUUCAGUGUGGCGUACACUGCUUGGAGCCUGCCGAUUACAUGGCCAGGAAGAACUCGCAGAAUUAGCUGCGUCAAGACUUCUUGAGUUGGAACCCUGUGAUACAGAAGCUCACAUUGUGCUCUCCCACAUCUAUGCAGCAAGCGGGAGGUGGGAUAUGGUGGCAAAACUUAGAUGCUCACUUAAGGAGAAAGGAAUGGUAAAGGAGCCCGGCAACAGCUGGAUUGAGUUUGGGAACCAGGUGCAUUCCUUUAUGGCAGCAGACUCGAGCCAUCCACAGAUAGAUGUCAUUUACAAUACACUCUUGCUGCUUACUAACCAUACCAAAGAGCAGAUUAUUGAGGUUCCACUACAGGAACCGUGAAAUUAGAAAGAGUAACAGGUAAUUUCAAAGUUCUGAACUAUGACAAAUGUGCAAAACUGGAUCUGCAAAGGUGAUGGCAUGAGCAAUGUUGGUUCUCUUUCUAAAACUUGUAAUUACAUGAUAAGUUCCUCUAUAAAUAGAUGCUUAUCAAUUCAAACAUGAACAGUUGAUCUACUACAAGAAUUCCAACGACAAGUUACUUUUGUUGGUGGAGGUGCUGAGCAAUCCAAAUAAGAUAAUCAUGGGCUGUUCUACUCAUAGGAGAACUCCUCUGGCAUGUUACAAAGGGCUCGCAUUGUACUGCUGGCUACAUCCAUCAACUGUAAAUAUUCAUCUGCUCCAUCAACAAGACGCUGCACACCCCAGAAUAGCAAAGUGAGGAAUGUGCCCCAGUAAAUGUUUAUAAUUUCCUUUGAUAAUCAAAAAAGGAAAGGAAACAGAGACAAAAUUCUGCUAGUAAUCAGACCAUUUGGAAGCAAACAACAAUUAUACAUAGAAAAACUAAUUGUAAAUAGUGAAUGAAAAGGAGAAAGUAAUGUGGCUAUAGAUUGGGGUUUUGCUACUAUGGCCGCCUUUUUGAGCAAUUUGAACAUUUUUUUCAAUGACUCAGUUCUAGACCAAGUGUAAAUAUUUCAGCAUCUUGAUAGAAACUAAGUCUCAUUUUUGUUA
Macadamia integrifolia is the source of this 2650-nucleotide messenger RNA. Its product is annotated as pentatricopeptide repeat-containing protein At2g27610-like. The transcript has a single exon. Lineage: Eukaryota; Viridiplantae; Streptophyta; Magnoliopsida; Proteales; Proteaceae. Gene Ontology annotation, molecular function: protein binding; RNA binding. The coding region runs from base 440 to 1981 and encodes 513 amino acids. Gene Ontology annotation, biological process: RNA modification. The record is from RefSeq and is a predicted model, not a curated record.